Molecule: messenger RNA, 1009 nt
Organism: Nematostella vectensis (starlet sea anemone)
Lineage: Eukaryota; Metazoa; Cnidaria; Anthozoa; Actiniaria; Edwardsiidae
Product: hydroxyacyl-thioester dehydratase type 2, mitochondrial
Exons: 4
Coding region: 99-566 (155 amino acids)
Source: RefSeq, a predicted model, not a curated record
UUUAGUGAGGAUUUCGGAAUUCUGCGAAAACUAAUAAAACAUUUCCGACGGCCACCACAGGAAACCCGCUUCUACUUUGCCAUUUCACGAAGGUACGAAUGGCGACCUCGUUCCUUCAGUCAAGAUUUCUACUACACACAUUUUCUAGGCAUCUUUGCAGCAAUACUAGCUUAAAGGUUGGCAGGAAGGCUGAGCUGUUUCGGGUGUUUUCUGCGAGCGAUGUCUGUCAGUUUGCCGAUUUGACCGGCGACACAAACCCACUUCAUUUGGAUGAGAAAUAUGCUCGAACAUCAACACAGUUUGGUCGAUGCGUGGUUCAUGGGGCCUUGGUGAAUGGGCUGAUUUCUGCUCUGCACGGCACCAUUUUACCUGGACCAGGAUGCAUUGUGGUCUCACAGCAGCUCAAGUUUAUGUCUCCUUUAUAUGUGGAUGAGGAAGUGAGAGCAGAGGUGGAGAUACUGAGUCACAGGCACCAUAUCAUGAAGUGCAGUGCACGGUGUACUGCUACAGAAAGGAAUGAGGUGAUAUUGGUUGGGGAGACAAGACUUGUCAUACCAAAGAUGUGAAGUGCCACAAACUUUGCUCUCAGUGAUGGACUGGAAUUAUCACAAAGAAAAGAAUGCCCCCCCCCCCUAAAAAAAUAUCUAUUAGAAGGAUACAAACAUUGACCUGGUUGGAAUCAAGACCCUAAUAAUUAAAAAUCCACAUACAGUAAAUGUUGGAAAAUUCCCGGGCCUUGGGGUCCAUGGGUUAAAUCUGCAAUUUGAACCGUCAGCGGGUAUUUUGUAGUUAUUUUGUAUUUAUAUUUGUAAAUUGGUAGUAUUUUGGGGGGUCAAAAAAACCUCUGGGUCCAAGACCUGACAGAAAAUUUUUAGUUUUUAUGAAUUUUCCGGUCGCGAAUUUUCCAACAUUUACUGUAAUAUAUUACAUAUGUGAAGUGAGGCAAAGGUAGCCGAUUUUUUUUAUGCUUCACAUGGGUAAUUAAAAUGAUCACCUUCUAACAAUUCAA